Molecule: messenger RNA, 1164 nt
Organism: Metarhizium album ARSEF 1941
Lineage: Eukaryota; Fungi; Ascomycota; Sordariomycetes; Hypocreales; Clavicipitaceae
Product: extensin
Exons: 2
Coding region: 1-1164 (387 amino acids)
Molecular function (GO): protein dimerization activity
Source: RefSeq, a predicted model, not a curated record
AUGCCUCGGCCGGCCCUCCCGCCAACCCCUGGCUCCUCCACCGACAUCAAGGGACAAGACGGCGUUCAGCAUCUCUCAUCGAUUCAGAUUCCCUUUGAGCUGCCUCCGCCUGCAAUUCAUGAUGCUUCACGCACUUCUUGCACCGAAUCCAAGCACGCCUCGCCUUCUCGGACAACGACUUGUCCAGCCACGCUAACUUCAUCUCCUCGACGAACUGUAUAUCCGCCACAGGCCGCCGAGACGGUCAAGUCUCGCCGUCGACCGUCCGCCGCCAAGGACACCAAGGACAAUUCCUCAUUUGCUCUCCCGCCCCCACCCACCAGAUCACGAAAGAUCAUCCAAAUGAAGCCUCGCGCGCAGGAGGAGGCCGCGGCUGAAGCCUCACCGACACUAGACUCUGGCAAGGCCGGAGGCAAGCCAUCGGCCGGAGCGGCAAAGGCGGCAGCUAGCAAGAACAAUGCCACGAAGAAGCAGCUGAGCGCCACGAGUGCCGCCGGACGCAAGAUUGCCAGGAAGACUGCUCACAGUCUGAUUGAAAGACGACGGCGCAGCAAGAUGAAUGAGGAGUUUGCCGUCCUCAAGAGCAUGAUUCCUGCUUGUACGGGCGAAAUGCACAAGCUCGCCAUUCUCCAGGCCUCGAUUGAUUAUGUCAGAUACCUUGAGGAGUGUGUCGCCAAACUCAAGGCGCAGCAUGGGCAGAAGGGCAGGGAAGAGGCUGCACGCGGCUCGCUGCCCUCGAUCCGUGACUUUCACCCGACCUUUCGACGAGACCCCUCCGGCGAUGUGGACAUGUCCGACUCGGACACGGCGUCGCCUCUUUUCGCAGGCCAGACUGACGCCACACGCCUGUCAAUUUCGCCGGGCCUACAGCCAGACGAUGCUCGUCGCCGACAGCAUUCAUACUCGUCCGUGUCUACCGACCAACGACACUACUGCUUCAGCACAUCAGCCGUGGCCUCUCCUGCAUUUGGACCCCAGCGGCACCGUCUCUACUCGCAAAGCAGCGCACCUGGGUCGACGCUCACAAGCCCGGCCCUGAAGCCGCAGUCCGAUCUUGACCAGGAAGCCUCCGCGGCGCUGUUGAUGUUGAAUAAUGACAGGCGUGGCACCGAUCCCGCUCCUAAUUCCCGCGGUUUGUCUGUUCGAGAUCUGCUCAGCACUUGA